Molecule: messenger RNA, 279 nt
Organism: Penicillium waksmanii
Lineage: Eukaryota; Fungi; Ascomycota; Eurotiomycetes; Eurotiales; Aspergillaceae
Exons: 2
Coding region: 1-279 (92 amino acids)
Source: RefSeq, a predicted model, not a curated record
AUGCCUGAUAUGGGUAUGAUGAUAUUCAGACUAAUCGCUGGUCCUCCUAAGAAGAUCCAGCUCCUCCUUUUGAGGGGAUCCUCUGUGCGUAUGCAAGCAGUUCUAAUCGAGGAGUUAAAGCUGCUCGAGCAAGUGCUCGACCAAGAGGACAAACAGCUGGGCUCACAGGCUGACCUUCUGGAUCUGGCUGCCUUCAAGUGUUCAUUUGCGCCUCAUGGCUCCAUCGCCGGUUACUCAUAUGCCGUUUCCGCAUCCAUGAGAGCCUUAGGCUGGUCAUGA